Molecule: messenger RNA, 1600 nt
Organism: Calypte anna (Anna's hummingbird)
Lineage: Eukaryota; Metazoa; Chordata; Aves; Apodiformes; Trochilidae
Gene: MLLT11
Product: MLLT11 transcription factor 7 cofactor
Exons: 3
Coding region: 224-520 (98 amino acids)
Biological process (GO): positive regulation of mitochondrial depolarization; positive regulation of DNA-templated transcription; positive regulation of release of cytochrome c from mitochondria
Cellular component (GO): cytosol; nucleoplasm
Source: RefSeq, a predicted model, not a curated record
AGGGUGGGUGGGAGCCGCUGACUCAUCCUCCCCCCCCCACGGGCAGGGGGUUCGGAGCGCGGAGCGAGGGGCUGCAUUGCAGACCCGGCAGCGCCUGCAGACGACAGCGACAUCGCGACAUCGCGACAGCCACCGCUGCCCAGGACAAAGACCCCGGCCCACCCCUCACCCACCCCCACUCUGCACAGCUGCUGAGCCGGCCCGGAGCGAGGGAGGCCCGAAGAUGCUGGACACCAUCAGCAGUCAGUACGACUCCUUCAUCUACUGGAGGAUGCCCAUCCCACGGCUGGAGCUGGAGGAGCUGGAGGGCUUGGGUUUGGGCGAGGUGACCCUCUACAAGCCCAAAGGAGGGCUGGGCAAGCUGGGUGGCCAGCGGGGCCUCCUCAGCGGGGACAUCCCCGAGGAAGAAGAAGAGGAAGAGGAGGAGGAGGAGGAGGAGACCCUGCUGCAGUUCAACAGCUUCAACUUCUGGAGAGCUCCCAUCGCCACCAUCAGCUCCUUGGAUUUCGAUUUAAUUUGAAGCUUUCCCCUCCUCCCCACCCCUCUUCUCCUCGUCCCCCUCCCCAUCCCCUCUUUGCCUUCGGUUUUCUUCUCCCUUUGGCUCUAGUUUUGUUUUUUUUUUUUUUUGGGUUUGGUUUCUGGGUGACGUUGUGGAUUGACCCAGCAGCUCCCCAAAAAGCUUAGGGGCUCCCCACAAACCUCUCCUCCACCUUCUCCAUCUUCCUUCCCCUUCUUGCAGUGAUGCUGGAAGCAGGGGGGGGACAGAGCACGGGGGGGCAAAGAAACCCCCACCCCAUUGCACCCCAGCAGCCUCUUCAGGAGGUGUCCAGGGGGGGUUCUGCUCCGUCCCCACGCUGGAGCUCGUUUUUCCUCUGCUUUUUUAAGAAACUCAUCAGUGCAAAGGGAGCGGUGCCGGGCUGGUGGGAAUCGACGUGAGCUUGGAGCUGGAAGGUGGAGAAUUUAGGUUGAUCUGGUACCAAAAUGAGAAAGAACAGCCUGGUUCCCCACCUAACUGACCCCUUUAAAAUUCAUCAGGGGAAAACCAAACCCAAAACGCUGUGUUGGCUCCAAAUGGAAACCUGGAGUUCCCCCCCGGGGAGUUUUUCACCUUCGCUGUCUGCAGGCUGAGGGUUAUUUUUGAGCGUCAAAAAAAAAGGAAAAAAAACCCCAACCCAACACCGGAUAAGUUUGGGUUUUCAAACAAUUUUUUUUUUUUAAUUUUUCCCAAGCAGGAUUUUCUGGCAAAGUGAAUAUAAGCAGUUUGUCUUCCUGAAUGUGGAUUUCUGGGGGGUUUCACUGGGGGGAAGUUGAGCAUCCCUAAGAGUUGGGAGGGCGAGGCUGAGGCAACGUUUAAAAGCACCCCAAAAAAAGGCAAAUAUUGGGAAAAAACUGCGUUCUAGAAUGGAAACGGGAGCUCAGUUCUCCUGGAACCUCCAGAAAUGCCCCAGCCUGCUGACCUGGAACCACCCGUGUGAAACCAGAGGGGAAAAAUGUAAACUGCCCCAAUGCAGAGCUGCUUGAUUUCUGUUCCCAGCCGGGAAAACCCGCAAGAGGUUAUUUAUUUAUUAUGAAACUUUAAAUAAAAUUAUUUGAAGAGCGU